Messenger RNA from Cucurbita maxima (winter squash), 946 nucleotides. RefSeq names its product SWR1 complex subunit 6. Gene Ontology annotation, molecular function: nucleosome binding. Gene Ontology annotation, cellular component: Swr1 complex. NCBI's taxonomy places the organism in Eukaryota, Viridiplantae, Streptophyta, Magnoliopsida, Cucurbitales, Cucurbitaceae. The transcript has 4 exons. The record is from RefSeq and is a predicted model, not a curated record. Bases 276 to 794 code for a protein of 172 amino acids. Gene Ontology annotation, biological process: chromatin remodeling.
AACUCUCUCUCUUUCGCUCAUUUCUGUUUCGUUCUCACAGUGUACAUUACGAUUGAGUUGAUACCGUCAUUCGGAACAGUGCUUUUAACCAAUUUCGCAGGGCUGGAAUUAAGGAUCAUGCGAAACCUAGGGUUUUUUCUUACUACAACUCGUCUAAUGCGAUUUUGUACUGUAUUAGUUCUGAUGUGAAUUCUUUACCUGUUUCAUCGCGCUCUCUAAAUUUCAAUCGCUUCGUUUUCUCAUACAAGGAUCUGAGUGUGCGUUUGUAGGUAGAAAUGGAUGAUGAUGCUACAAAUUCAUUCCGACGCAUGUCGAGUCGCACUCGGAAGGUUGCUCCUAAGAUGGUUGCUGCCCUAGCGAGCAGCGACAAUCGUUCUCAGGCUGCCCUUGCUCGUCUGGAGGCGUUGGAAAAUGACAACGCUGGACUGGAAUUGAUCGAAAACAUUGACGACGAGGAUGCUUCUCUCGAUGAUGACGAACAAGCAUACAUACAAAAGCGGCAAUCAAAAGGUACCAAGCGCAAAACUAGGCAGGCAAAAGCACUUGAAGCUAAGAAGGCUCCCAAAACUUUUAUGGAGCUUCUGCACGAGGCAAGUUUGGAGUCUUUGCCUCCACAUGUUCCAUCAUACAUAAAGGCAGCCGUCGGACCUCCAAGCUCUACCUCCCGCCGGCAUUUCUGCACGGUUUGUGGUUUUGCUGCUAGCUACACGUGCAUAAGGUGUGGAGUACGCUUUUGUUCAUGUCGUUGCCAGAAUAUACAUAAUGAUACUCGUUGCUUGAAAUUUGUUGCCUGAUAUAGGUGGGCGGAUUAACUCACUAAUAUCUCUGUUAAUUACAAUGUAGUUUUAAUGCUUUUUUUUUUCAUGGAUUAUUUUUAUUAGUUUGUUUGGAAUCACUUUCAAAUUACUUAAAAAAAAAAAGUUUUUAAGCCACCUUCAAACUGCUA